AUGGGUAAAAGAAAAAAGUCAUCUCGCAAACCAGGUCCAACGAGACAAAAAGUUCCCCUCGAUACAACUUUCACAUGUCUUUUUUGCCACCAUGACAAGUCAGUGACCGUCCGAAUUGACAGGAAAGAAGGGAUUGGAUAUUUGGUGUGCAGGACUUGUGACCAGCGCUAUCAAGGCAAAGUUAAUCAUCUAACAGAACCUAUUGACAUAUAUUCCGAGUGGAUCGAUGCUGCAGACGACGCACAAAAAGCUGAAACGAUAGGCCGUCGGCCUGCCGCGUCCUCCAGCCGUCCAGUUGCUGUAACCAGAAGCCCAUCUCUCGAAGGCAGUGAUAUCGAGUGA
This is a messenger RNA of Marasmius oreades (fairy-ring Marasmius), 342 nucleotides long. RefSeq lists its product as uncharacterized. The transcript is spliced from 3 exons. Lineage: Eukaryota; Fungi; Basidiomycota; Agaricomycetes; Agaricales; Marasmiaceae. Gene Ontology annotation, biological process: transcription elongation by RNA polymerase II. Bases 1 to 342 code for a protein of 113 amino acids. Gene Ontology annotation, molecular function: RNA polymerase II complex binding. The record is from RefSeq and is a predicted model, not a curated record. Gene Ontology annotation, cellular component: transcription elongation factor complex.